CUGCGCCACUGGCGCCAUCAAUUCAUCUCUCCCCUCCUCUUUUAGUACGCAAGGAAGCCGGAGAGACGAGAGAGAGAGAGAGAGAGAGAGAGGGGAAGACCAUUCGAAUUCUCUCUGUUUUUUCCCUCCGGUUUCUUCUGGAAGUUUCUCGAUCAUUCGCCGAGAGCCCAUGGGGAACUGCUCUCCGAAACCGAAGAAUCGGAUCCGAUCGCCGCCGCCGGCGAAGGCCUACCCGACCGUGCGGCUCUACGGGAAGGAAUCCUGCCCGAUCGCGUGGCGGAUCCGCGUCGCGCUCCUCUACAAAUCUGUCGCCGUCCAGUUCUUCCCCACCGACGGGCCAGUCUUCAUCCGGUGCGGCGAAGAGGCGGUGGAGGGGCCCGCGGAUUCGCUGCUGAGGUACAUCGAUUCGAAAUUCCCGCGGCCGCCGGCAGUGGCGGUCGAUAGGGGAACGGCGACCGGGAAGGCGGCGCUGGCGACGGCGUUGCAGCACCGAAGCGUGGAGCGGCACGUGGAGGGAAUGGUGAAGUGGGCGGCGGAGCUGGUCUCUGGCGGUGGCGGCGGGGGGAGGAUGGAGGCGAGGAAGCUGGGGAGGAGUUACGGGCAAUUGGUGGAGGUGAUGCUGGAGCACGCGCAGAUGGAGGAGCGCCUCCUCUUCCCCGCCCUUGAGGCGGCCACCGAUCGAGAUGUGUGUAGGGUGGCGAACGAGGAGCACGCGAGGGACCUGCCCAUGAUGAACGGGAUAAAGGAAGAUAUCAAAUCUCUGGCGGCGAUGGACGCAGGGGCGCCGUGCUAUCAGGAGGCAUUGCUCAAUCUCUCCCAUCGCUUCAAGACCUUGCAAGAUAAGAUUGUAAUUUCCAGCCUUCCACUUGGGUACAACUGCAUAAGCAACGUUGCAAGGAACACUUCAAGGAGGAAGAGAAGGAACUCUUACCACUGCUAGAGGCUGCGAAAAGAACCCAAAUUGAAGAAGCGAAUGAUACCUCCUCCUCUUUUGUGGAACAGGUGAUGUUGUUGAUGGAGAGUACUCACUCCCACCUCUUCCCCUUCUUCAUGGCUGGGCUUCUCCCUCAUGAAGCCAUGCAGUAUGUGGACCUGGUCUGCCUGUACACCUGCGAUGAGCAACGAGUGACUGCGAUGCUCAAAUCGCUGAUCACCCUAACAGAAGGCACACAUCCACCGUCCAUUUGUACUACCCCCCUCAAAUCUCUAUGAUUGUUUCAUUUGUUUGAGUGCCCUGGAAGUUCUUUUCGUGCAUAGAAUUCAGAAGAUUUGUAUUGUUUGAAAAUGUUCAGAGCUUGCAGCAAAUCUUGUCUCUCACCUUCUGGUUUGUACAUAUACGUAUGGCCACUUCUAAGUGGUAUCUUCAAUCAAAAGCAAUUAUCUGUAUCAUACA
Molecule: messenger RNA, 1393 nt
Organism: Elaeis guineensis (African oil palm)
Lineage: Eukaryota; Viridiplantae; Streptophyta; Magnoliopsida; Arecales; Arecaceae
Source: RefSeq, a predicted model, not a curated record